Ostreococcus tauri is the source of this 456-nucleotide messenger RNA. Its product is annotated as Ribosomal protein S19 conserved site. Gene Ontology annotation, molecular function: structural constituent of ribosome; RNA binding. Gene Ontology annotation, cellular component: cytosolic small ribosomal subunit; ribosome. Bases 1 to 456 code for a protein of 151 amino acids. The record is from RefSeq and is a predicted model, not a curated record. NCBI's taxonomy places the organism in Eukaryota, Viridiplantae, Chlorophyta, Mamiellophyceae, Mamiellales, Bathycoccaceae. The transcript is spliced from 2 exons. Gene Ontology annotation, biological process: translation; ribosomal small subunit assembly.
AUGUCCUCGCAAGCCGAAGAAGAUGCCCUCAUCGGGCAGGCGCGUAAGAAGAACCCGUACAAGAAGUUCUCCUACCGCGGGAUCGACUUGGAAGGUCUCCUCGAGAUGAAGAACGAUAAGCUCGUGACGUUGUUCAACGCGCGCAUCCGUCGUCGCUUCAAGCGCAACGGCUUAACCAUGAAGCACAAGAACUUGAUCAGGAAGCUUCGCAAGGCCAAGGCGGCUGUGGUCGGUAUGGAGAAGCCGGAAACUGUGCGCACGCACCUUCGCAACAUGCCCAUCAUCCCGGAGAUGGUUGGCUCUGUCGUCGGCGUGUACAACGGCAAGGUGUUCAACACGGUUGAAAUCAAGCCGGAGAUGAUCGGGUCGUACCUCGGUGAGUACGCGAUCACGUACCGUCCGGUCUCGCACGGUCGCGCCGGUCUCUCGGGCUCCAAGUUCAUCCCGCUCAAGUAA